Molecule: messenger RNA, 1053 nt
Organism: Rhipicephalus sanguineus (brown dog tick)
Lineage: Eukaryota; Metazoa; Arthropoda; Arachnida; Ixodida; Ixodidae
Exons: 4
Coding region: 1-1053 (350 amino acids)
Source: RefSeq, a predicted model, not a curated record
AUGCACAGUGGGAACGGGCAGUGCCAGGACGCCACGUAUCCCGAAGAGGUGAGAGCGUGGAUACGCUCCGAAGACCUGAAGACGCAACGAAGGGCCAUCCAGCGGCUUAAGGAGGCUUUGGCGAAGCAACGGAGAAAAGGAGCCGACGACCCGUCCAACGGGCGCGGAGGCACCCGACAGCGACGGAUGCUCGACUAUUGCACCAAGGUUGAGGAGGGUUACGGUGCGCGCAAGGACCUUUACAGAUCCUUGGUUGAUAAACGUGUCGCAAUCGGCCUGUACCGACUGUGUUCCUCAGCCGAAGAACGCAGUAUCGCGGAGUUGUUCGCCGUGGGACGCUCAACCGUGAACGAAGCCUACAAAGAAUUGUGCGAAGCCGUGAUCGAGACUAUGGAGACCAAGUGGGUCAACAUGCCCACAGUGUCGAGCAUGGCAGAACACAUCCGCGAAUUCAAGGCAAUGUACAGCAUGAUUCUUCUGGCACUGGUGGACCACCGGUACAGGUUCCGGUACGUCAGUGUGGGAUCGCCUGGCCGGUGCCACGGCUCUUACGUCUACCAACGUUCGCUGCUGGAAAAUGCGGUCCAGGGACAUUUGUUCCGCCGGCCACUACUCACUAUCAGUGGCAUUGCUGUGCCACCUCUGAUCCUGUGUGACCAGGCCUUCCCACUGACGGCGAACCUCAUCAAACCAUUCAGUCACAGGGCACAGUUGAGCAACGAACAAAGGUUGUUCAAUUACAACCUUUCCAAAGCUCGCCGCAUUGUUGAGAAUGCAUUUGGUAGGCUAAAGGCAAGGUUUCGCUUCAUCAUGAAAGGGAUGGAGUGCGACCUUGACACCUCUCGCCUUGCCAUCCGUGCCUGCUGUGUUCUCAACAAUAUGUGUGAGCAUUUCGGUGACACUCUGCUCCAACACUGGCUGGUUGAGGUUCAGAACAACGACAAGGAGCUCCAACAGCCUGACCAUACCACAGACGUUGUAGAAGGCACAGGUUGCGACGUGAGAGAAGCUCUCGUGAGACAUUUUCAGCUCAGCUGUGCUGGAAGUGCCUAA